UUUACUUCUAUUUUUGUGGUUUAUAAGUUGCCGCUUACUUUGAUUUUUUGAAGUUUUUUAAUCUGAGUGUCAGCUUCCGGGUACAGUUGAUGCAUUCUUCGCUACGAGACUUUUUCGUCGGUGGAGGAUGCCUCGUCGUGUUUGGCUUGAGCGUCACAUUGAACGACCAGCUGGAUAACAUGCUACGGCUUGUACCUACGAUCCUGCCGAACUCGCUCACCUAUUAUUUUUCAAUCAGCAGCGCAAUCAUCGGACUGACUGUUGCCGGGCUGGCCCUUAUUGCCUUCUUCGCACUUGCCACAGUCAACAAAUACCUCCUGGCGGGAUACAUUUUCGGAAUAGUCGUCAUGCUGAUUGUAGAAUGCACCGCUGUCAUUUUCCUCGCUGUCACGCCAAAAUACAUCGGCAUCCACGUAGAUUCAGAAACGCUCGUUGACAACUGGCAACGCAACUAUGGAGUUCCGGGCAGGGAGCAUUACACCGCUUCAGUGGAUAUGAUUCAGACGAUGUGGGACUGCUGUGGUGUAGAAAAUGGCUUGGAAUACAGCACGUCUUGGUGGUCCCUGAGGGAGUUGGCGUCGCCGGGGCUCGUCGUGCCUUUGUCCUGUUGCAUUCAACAUUCGAGCAAGUCCUAUCUCGAUCCUCAGCCAGUCAACGUGACCCUGUGUCAAGACAAAAACCCGGAGGCGCACACCUUCGGCCGGCACACCGAGGGGUGUUUUAUGCCUCUGAAGACUUGGCUUUCGCAAGAGGUGAUGUUGAUCCUGUACGCGGUGGCGAUCAUCAUACUCUACCAGCUGUUGUUGCUCUUCCUUUCCAUCAUCGGUUGCUUAAAAUUAAACAAAAAACUGUCAAAAUGAUUUGUCCCGAGACACAAUAUGAACAAAAUUAUGAAAAUGCUCGUGCUUGAAAAAUAACAAGUGUACUAAGUUUUCCUACGUUGAUUUAAAUAGUGAUCUCAUUUUAAAUCUAGUUUACACAGUUUUUAUGAUCUCCGAAUUUAAUUUAUAUAUUUAUUUAAUUAAACAAUACAGUGAAAAUGGUACCAUGCAGAACAAAAAAUACUGGACUGCCAAGUUGUAUUGUGUCUGAAAAAUAUAGGAAAUUAAGAAAACAUUAUAGGCUGUCUCUG
This is a messenger RNA of Cimex lectularius (bed bug), 1132 nucleotides long. RefSeq names its product tetraspanin-11 (gene Tsp68C). Lineage: Eukaryota; Metazoa; Arthropoda; Insecta; Hemiptera; Cimicidae. The record is from RefSeq and is a predicted model, not a curated record. Gene Ontology annotation, cellular component: membrane. Bases 90 to 860 code for a protein of 256 amino acids. The transcript is spliced from 5 exons.